This is a messenger RNA of Danio rerio (zebrafish), 2200 nucleotides long. It is a transcript of the gene cttnbp2nlb, whose product is annotated as CTTNBP2 N-terminal like b. Lineage: Eukaryota; Metazoa; Chordata; Actinopteri; Cypriniformes; Danionidae. Gene Ontology annotation, cellular component: cytoplasm. The record is from RefSeq and is marked validated.
AUAUUUUCGGCCGGGACAGGACAGCAGCAGCUCGGGCAGCAGAGAAAGUGAGAAAUAACUCCGUAAACUGGGAUAUUUGUGAUUGCGAGGGCCGAUGAGCGAACAAAAUCAUAUAUGAAGGGCAGCAGGAUGAAUGUGGAGACUCUCAGUAAAGCUGAACUUCUGAUGCUGCUCAGCAUUCUGGAAGGAGAACUGGAAGCGCAGGAUGUGGUCAUACACACACUCAGGGUACACUCUCCAAGAACCUUAUGGCCCGUUUUCACAGAGUGGUACAGAACGGUACAGGCACAACAGAGAAACACAUUUGUACAGGAGCGAUAUGGACAGUAUGACCUCAGCGACCCGUUUGUAGCACUGCUGAGGGACAGCGAGCUGUCGCAGGCUCAGGAUGAUGGAAGGCAGAGUCCUGUGUGUCUGAAUCCGCUGGGUGUGUUGAAGCUGGUAAUGGCCCACUGCACCAACAUGAAGGAGAAACUGUUAAAACAGCUCGCUGCUGCAGAGAGGAGACACAGACGGGUAAUAGCUGACUUAGAAGAAGAGAAACGAAGACGUGCUCAAGACGCCGCUGCUGGUGAUGACAUAACUGACAUGCUAGAAAGGGAACGAGACAGACUAUUGCAGCAGUUGGAGUCUGAGAGGGCUCAGCUUGAGCGACUGGAACGUGAGCGGUCAGUCCUGUCGAGUCAAGCUGUGGAAGAUUUAGCAGAGCAACAGCAGUUAUCCUCAACCCUAGCUAAAGAAUGUCAGAAGGCUACAGCCCGCGCUGAGGAGGAGAGCCAGCGUGUGGCAGAGCUCAGCCGCCAGCUGGAACAAGAAAGCAGAGCUAUGGAAAGCCUAAAGGGGGAGCUAGAGAGCGAACGCACUCGGGCUCAGCAGAUAGAGGCGAGAACUGAGCGAAAGCUGGCUGAAUUUGAUACAGAGCGUGAGCAAAUGAGAGGGAAACUACUGAAGGAGGAAAAACGAUACCAGGAGCUUUUGGAGCAGUUCAAUAGUCUAAAGAAAGAGUUGGAUGAAAUGAAAGAAAGAGAAAAGGCUGGGUUGGACAAUGAAGAGAAGCUAAAAAUCCCACAUAAAGCAACUUCAGGUAUCACACCUCCUGUUAGUCAAGUAGAAGCUGAUGGCAAAAUCGCUACACCUAAAGCAUCUCCACAACAUAAACAAAAUGGUCACCACACUCCCCGAGAACCAGAAUUUCCUGCAGAAGAAAGGUGUAAGGAAGAGGGAUUGGCAGACAAUGGGGUAGUACUCCCUGGUGGAAGCGGAGGCUUUCAGUGUCUCUCCCCCAGCAGUCCUGCCUCUUCCUCCCUUAGCUCAUCUCCUUGCUCUUCUCCUGUACUGACCAAGCGUUUGGCCUCUCUAGGUUGCUCUAGUCCGACCUAUCCUUCUUCUUACCAGGCUAGCAUUAACCAGCGAUUCCAAGCAGCACGCCACAAGUUUCAACAGCAAGCUGAGGCAGAGCAGCAACACGGAGGAACUGUUGUCCACUCGCCUCGAGACCUCUCACCAACUGCCUGCACUCCACCCCCUCCAGACAAUUCUACUGCAAAGCAGAUUGCCCGCAACACUGUCACUCAGGUGCUUUCACGGUUCACAAACCCAGUCUCAAGUAAACUCCCUCAGUCCAACAGUUCACCCUUUGGCACUGAUUACCGCAACCUGGCUGCUGCCUCUUCACCAACAGGGAAGAGUCCAGGGAUUCUUUCACCAGGGAUCCGCUCGCCAAUCAUUCCUAGAGCAGAAAAAUUUCAUUCCCCACCGGUUCCUGCCAAAAAACAAGGGGUCAACCAGUCUCCUAACUCACCGGUUCCUUCUAGCAGGGCCAGCCACUUCCCUGAGCUCACUGGGAGCUGUGGUCUGACCAGUAGUCAGGAAGAUGCUAAAGAGCUUGACUUGGUAGUAUCUUCAUCUAGUUAACCACCCUAGAGUCCACGGCCAAUUCUUAGCGUUCUUCACUCCAUUCCCUCUAAUGGCAUGUAAAGCACUCUGGGUUUAGUAUGUGGGUCAAACUCAAGGUUAUCUUAUUCUUUUAUUAUUUUACUGUGAUGUUCUAGUGUCAUAGUUGCUGGUUAUUGUCUUUAAAGGGAUAGCUGCCCCAAAACUGAAAAUGUGUUUUACUAUCCUUACCCAAAAAACAAGGGGUCAAUCAGUCUCCUAACUCACUGGGAGCUGUGGUCUCACCAGUGGUCAGGAAGAUGCUAAA